AUAGAGAAAGAGAGAACCGGAAGCUGAGACUGGAGAACGAGGAAAAUGAGCGGAGUAUCAACAGCGGCGUACGUAGCUCGAAGGGCAGCGCAGAAGGAGAGGGUUCGGAUUCUCUACCGCCGUGCCCUCAAGGACACUCUCAACUGGGCUGUCCAUCGCCACCUCUUCUAUAAAGAUGCUUCGGACCUGCGUGAGAAGUUCGAUGCCAACAAGCAUGUGGAGGAUCUUGACACAAUUGAUAGACUUAUAGUGGAAGGGGAAGCAAGCUAUAAUAAGUGGCGGCCUGAUCCUUAUAUUGUUCCUUGGGCUCCUGGUGGUAGCAAGUUCACUCGAAAUCCAACUCCACCUGCUGGGAUUGAGAUAGUAUACAAUUAUGGUCGGGAAGAUAAUGAUUAAACCCCACAUUUUCCAAGGCAAGAAUAAGAUUGAAGUUUAUCAAUGGCCAUGGCUUGGGAGAAAACAAUUACAGCUGGCAUCUUGUUUUGUGUUAUUUAGGAGUGGCAACUGAUUGCCUUUAUAACAUUAUCAGAUGGUCUGUUGCUUCCAAUUUCUGUCUUAUGUCGUUUGGAUCUUGAUCUUUCUCUGGUGAAUUUACCAAACAUUUGUUGAUAAGACAGACACCUUACCUGACUGAGUUAAUAAUGAACAAAAAUUUGUUCGUCCUCUUUUAA
This is a messenger RNA of Carica papaya (papaya), 671 nucleotides long. RefSeq names its product LYR family of Fe/S cluster biogenesis protein (gene CIB22). Lineage: Eukaryota; Viridiplantae; Streptophyta; Magnoliopsida; Brassicales; Caricaceae. The record is from RefSeq and is a predicted model, not a curated record. Gene Ontology annotation, cellular component: respiratory chain complex I. Gene Ontology annotation, biological process: mitochondrial electron transport, NADH to ubiquinone.